This is a messenger RNA of Clunio marinus, 2047 nucleotides long. The record is from the annotation of a GenBank genome assembly. Lineage: Eukaryota; Metazoa; Arthropoda; Insecta; Diptera; Chironomidae.
AUGAAGCAAAUGCUUUAUCAAGCUGUCGAAGCAUCACCAUCUGCCGAACUUGCUGAACCAGAAAUUCUUUCAAGAUAUUUCGCAAAAUUUGACGAAAGUUUUUUCCAUUUUUGUGAUAACGAACUCACAAAAAUAAAUACAUUUUACGCUGAAAAACUUGCAGAAGCUACAAGAAAAUAUGCUUCGCUUAAGGCUGAGCUAUCCGAAGUUCAAAAUCAAAAUGACGGAGUACACUCAGGACAUCAUUCUUCAACAGAAAAGAGUUUAUUACGUAAAAAGAAAGACACAAGAAAGAUACAGGAACUGAAACUUGCAUUCUCCGAGUUUUACCUUAGUCUCGUUCUUUUGCAAAAUUAUCAAAAUCUUAACUUCACUGGCUUCAGAAAAAUCCUCAAAAAGCAUGAUAAAAUUUUGCAGUCAGACUGUGGUGCACGUUGGCGACAAGAUAAAGUUGAUGUGGCUCAUUUUUAUACAAACAAAGAUAUUGAUCGAUUAAUUAAUGAUACUGAAAAUGUCGUAACCAAAGAAAUUGAAUCAGGAGAUAGACAGAAAGCCAUGAAAAGACUAAGAGUUCCUCCACUUGCUGAAAGACAAAGUCCAUGGACGACAUUUAAAGUGGGAUUCUUUUCAGGAUCAUUUAUGAUAUUACUCAUAGCUAUCAUCAUCUCCAUUCAAUAUGUUCAACCAAAUGUUGAUUCAUACAAAGCUGCAUUAAAGCUUUAUCGCGCUCCUUUCUUGAUUAUUCAAUUUAUGUUUCUUUUGGGAAUCAAUGUAUAUGGCUGGAGAAGCUGUGGUGUUAAUCACGUAUUAAUAUUUGAGCUUGAUCCUCGCAAUCAUCUCUCAGAACAACACAUCAUAGAACUUGCAGCAACUUUUGCCGUUCUUUCAUGUAUUUCAUUAUUGUGUUUCAUAUAUAGUGAUGCUCUUGGUAUACCACCUUUAAUAAACCCACUUUUACUUUACAUCUUCAUGGCCGUGAUUUUGUUCAAUCCAACGAAAACCUUUCGACAUGACGCACGUUUUUGGACGAUCAAAAUUUUUGGAAGAGUCUUUUGUGCACCAUUUUUUUAUGUGAACUUUGCAGACUUUUGGAUUGCCGAUCAAUUAAACAGUAUGGUACCAAUUUUUCUGGAUCUUCAAUAUUUUGUUUGUUUCUACUCUACUACAUUUCAAAAUGCUCAACAAUGUGAUCAAUCGAUCUUUAUAAGAAUGUUAGUCGCUUUACUACCAGCUUAUUUUCGAUUUGCACAAUGUUUACGUCGGUAUAGAGAUACGAAAGAAUCUUUUCCACAUCUCGUAAAUGCAGUAAAAUAUGGAUCAUCGUUUUUCGUUGUCAUCUUCUCUUCAAUCACUUAUGCAACCUCUGAGAAAUAUUCAAGAUCUUUGGAAAAUCCUUUCUUUUACUUGUGGAUUAUUUCUGCUAUAGUUUCAUCUUUUUAUGCUUAUGGAUGGGAUAUAUUCAUGGAUUGGGGCCUGAUGUCAUUAGAAAGCGAAAAUAAAUUACUAAGAGAUGAAAUUGUUUAUUCAACAACGUGGUUCUAUUACUUUGCUAUUGUUGAAGAUUUCAUCCUUCGCUUUGGCUGGACGUUGUCGAUGUCAUUAAUUGAAUCGGGAUAUAUAGACUCAGAUAUCAUAUUUACAAUAUUGGCUCCACUAGAAAUAUUCCGUAGAUUCAUAUGGAAUUUCUUUCGCCUUGAGAACGAACAUCUGAACAACUGUGGAAAUUUCAGAGCAGUACGAGAUAUUUCAGUAGCACCAAUUUCUGGAUUAUCGGAAGAAACUGAAAUUGUAAGACUUAUGGAUGAAGAAGAUGGAAUCAUACACAGACGCACGAGAAAAGGCCCUAAAAAGAAGGAGAACCGUUUGUUUCUUAACGGCAGAGCAGAAUCCCUAGAUGACUUAGAUGUAACAUAAACAUAUAAAAACUCAUAUUCUAGACAAUUUAUUAGUUUUUAAGAAUCUUUUUUUUUUAAUUCCAUGAAGAGAAUAUAGAUUAUAUGGAGAAUGAAUAAAAAAAUAAAUAAAUAAAUGAUGUACUUUGUCCACG